Amoebophrya sp. A120 is the source of this 2308-nucleotide messenger RNA. The record is from the annotation of a GenBank genome assembly. NCBI's taxonomy places the organism in Eukaryota, Dinophyceae, Syndiniales, Amoebophryaceae.
AUGCAAGACGAAGGCAAUGAAGACAACUUUCGUGGCGGUGCAAAUGCUUUCAGCAGCAGAGGAAAUAAUUUCGUGCCCGAGCGAGGCGAAGAGAAUGAAGAGCAGCAAGCCCAGGAUGAGCAACAUUUGUCCACAGGUUCAGCGUCCUCCUCUCCAAGACAAUACCAACCAGACGGUGAUAAGACCGACGAAUUGCCGAGGGUGAGCUGUACUACUCCCAAGCGCCGUAGUACAUCCUCCCGCCCAAACUCGAAGCAGCGUGGAGUUUCCGGUACCUACGAAAUGCAGGGACCGUCUCCGGCGGGAGAAGAGCGGACGGAGAGUAUCGUAAGGAAAAAUGAUCCCCCCUCCCCGUAUCAAAACGAAGUUUCUGAUGCUGGAUUUCCGUACACAAAUCAGAUUUGUCUUGCAGUACUAGGGGACUGCAGGCAUAUGCCAAGCCUGAGCCGAGAGGCUUUGCCGUAGGCGAGCAGCAUGGCAACUGUCUAUUGCUGCAAGCUCAACAGCAUCUUCACAAACCGCCUGCAUAAUGCGGCGGAGUCUCUGGCUUUGCCUUCUUGCAAGACAGACAGGACUUGUGGCCCGCAAAUCUGCAUCGCAAAUUUUCAAACCGAUGCACUUUCCACAUGGGGAGGGGGGAUUUUCCCUUACGAUAGAGAGAUACCGGGAGAAAAUGAGCUUGACUCAUCGUAGUGAGCAGUCGAGAAAGCUCGAAAAGGAACGGCUACAAUAUAAACUGCUGAGGUGUUACAAUCUCAAACGCCACAAUAGAAUGCGGAAAUCUGUGAUGCAAGAAGUGCAUGAUCUAACAUACUCCCACAGGACUGCGCAUGACAAGUUUCACAGCACCAAACCGCACUAGAAUCUGGCGAAAUUUGUAUUGCAGAAAGUGGAAUGCUGUCCGAGUCUGUCAUGCUCGUCAUGCAGUAAGUACAUGUACAAAAUCCAGACUCUAUUGUAACGUUUCAGAUUGUAACGCUUGAGCAGGUCAUAUAGAAAAGCAGAAGUUGCGGCGCGAACGGAAAGAAGCAAAUUCAUCCUCGUCGCGGGCGAGCUCGAACGACUCCAGUUUUGUUCAAGACGGGCGAGGACCGCCAGCACAGCAUCUUGAACUACCUGGUCGCAGGAGUACCAGCGUCGCGGCGUCUUGUAUGCACAAUAAAAAGACCCAACAUCUCUAUCCAUUUUAUGCAUGACAAACACAGGCCCUGACGCAUGUUUUGCAUGACAAAGUGGAUGCUGGGUUUGGCCCUUUUUUUGUGGAUAACUUCCUCCUCUCCGGAACAAGAACCGGGCCGUGCGUCCGAUGCCGUCGUGCCAGAAACGCAUAUCAAAUGCAAAUAUGUCUGGGUCCUCUGGGAGAUAAUUGCGAGAUUUGUCAUGCUAGUCUGGCAUGUUGACUCUGAACUCUGCAUUCCGUGGCCGCGAAGAGCAGCUCCUCUUGCCUGUCAUGCAAAAUCGCAGUUUCUCAUGCGGAGUACGCAACUCAGAACCACGGCAAAACUUGUCAUGCCGGGCAGCGUAUAAUUACAGGCUUUCCCUAUUCCCUCUCUUGCGCCACAAGUUGCCAGACCCAGACAUUUUUGCAGAUGAUAAGGCAGCAACCAGUGCAACAAACAGCAACCCUGGGAGUAGGAGCAACAAAUGGCGCCUAUGGCGCUCUCAGCUGUUGCAUUCUCAACUGUUACAUGAAUUUGUGAUGCAACAAUGGCGAAAGCGACAGGGGGGAGCUUGCGUGUCGUGCAUGACAGAUUUGGUACAGAUUUAGACGCUGUCUAGCAAUUCGAUAAUUUGUCAUGCAAAGCAGCUUGGUCGCCUGGUGGCUUAUGGCCAUUUUGCAUGACAAAUCAUGUAACAGCUGAGAAUGUAACGUUUGAGAACGCCAUAGCGCCAGGUGGCUCCCCGGGUUCGAACUACCAUGGGUCGUGCAACAAUUACAAGGACUCGCGGCAGCGGCAGCGUCAUCUUCUUCUUCUUCGCAGCAGCAGCACCAACCCGCUAUCCUGUGCUGAAGUAUCGUACUCGUAUUGCAGUCAUGCAUUACAAAUUUGCCUUCAAAUAAGGUAAAUCCGCAUUACAACUUCUCUUUCUCAUGCUGAGGAAAUUUGUAAUGCACUUAUACGAGUACGAUACUUUUGCAGUUCAUACCCGUAGUAGUACAGCCCAAUAAUGCAUCUUCUUCUACGACACCAGGACCAGGCGUCAUCAGGAAUAAUACAACGCCUGUGGUGAAAAAAGAACCCCCAAAAGCUCCCCGCCCUAGCCUUCAACCGGUGUAUGACUCUUGGCACAAGAACCACGAAUGGCG